This is a messenger RNA of Astrephomene gubernaculifera, 1794 nucleotides long. Lineage: Eukaryota; Viridiplantae; Chlorophyta; Chlorophyceae; Chlamydomonadales; Astrephomenaceae. The record is from the annotation of a GenBank genome assembly.
AUUCUUUCCACUUCAUACAAUUAUGCCUGUUGUGUUAGUGCUUCGACGCACAAAGUUGGCAAGCUCAGAAUAACGUCACAACUAAGCUUUUUGCCAGAUACUCGGGCAGACCCUCGUUGGUACUCCAUCGGUUAUAGUUGGUAGACACAAAGUAGGGAAGGAUCAUCUGGCUGCAAAAAAGCGCUGCAAAAAACCAAACAUUUUCGCGGGGCCUUCGGGCCCCGGCGAAACUCGUGAACACAUUGAUGGCUAGCAAUGGCGUUGACUUUGCUGAUGUGCGGCGGCGGGUGGCGGCCUUCCGCAAGCCAGAGCUGCUUGAAUGUCUGGAGCGUCUUGGUAUGCGAAAGUCUGGCAAUAAGCCUGAACUGCAGCAGCGGCUCCUGGACAUCUUUGAGAACAGCUGCCAUCUCGUUAGCAACGGCUACAACCACCGGGACAUGUGGCGCGUCACCUCGGCGCAGCGCAUCAUAGAGGAUGUGUACAACAAGGCCUGCAACGGGGCCGGAGCCGCCCCUGCAGCAGCUGCUGCUGCUGGUGGCAGUGCCGCUGCUGCUGCUGCUGCUGGUGGUGCCGCCGCAGCAGCAGCAGGAGGGGCUGGAGCAGCAGCAGCAGGCAGCGGACCCCAUGCGGGCGCACCGGACGCCAAGCCGCGACAACCGCAGCAGCAGCAGCAACAGAUCCCGGCUGCAGCCGCCCCCGCCCCCGCCAACCCCGUAGCCUCCGCGCUUCAAUCCCUCCUCCGACAACCCCAGCACCAACCCAACCCCAUGCCCACCACCGUCACCACCGCCGCCCCCGCACCCGGCGGCGCCCCCACCACCCAACCCAACCCGCGCUCCCUGCUUCCCCCCAGCCGCGCCGCCGCCGUCACCAACAGCACCAUCCGCUGCACCUGCGGCGCCACCACGGGUCGGCCGCCGCUGGUGCAGUGCGCGGCGUGCGGUGUGUGGCAGCACCCGCAGUGCGCGGGACUGGCGCUGGGCGAGCGGCCGGCGGGGGGCGGCCGGCGGCGGAACCCUGCACAAGGUUCGCAGUGUCGACCGCAGCUUCGCGUUGUCGCAGCAGCAGCACUCGCGGUUCAGGACGCGGGACAGCGACCGGCAGUUGCAGCUGGCCUGCCUGCAGCUGAACGACCCGGUGUCCUUCCGCUUCCACUGGCCGCUUGGGGCGCAGCUGGAGGUGAACGGGGUGGCCUACCGAGUCACGGCGCGGAGCAGCACGCAGAAGCUGGGGGCGAACGGGCGGGACGAGCCGGCCAACAUUGGGCAGCUGUGCUUUGCGGGUCGCAACCGCGUGCUGAUGACGUGCACCGACAACCAGCCGUACGUGCUGCUGGUGCUGCUGGCGCGGCGGCGCAGCCUAGCGGAGGUGCGGCAGCUCAUGAGGCCGCAGCUGUCGCGGAGGGACGCGGUGGCGCGGGUGCAGCAGCAGCUCCGAGGUGACGACGAUGACGAGCUGGAGACGGGCACCACGGUGCUGUCGCUGCGCUGCCCGCUGCUGGGCUCGCGCGUGCGCACCCCCGCUCGGUUCACCAGCGUGCCGGGUCUGGCUUGCUUCGACCUGCAGGCCUUCCUGGAGUCGGCGCGCAGCACCCGCAAGUGGCAGUGCCCGCACAGCAUGGCGCACUGCUCAGUCAGCUCGCUGCAGAUCGACACCUACAUGCAGCGGAUCGUGGCAGCGCUUGCUGACACGGAUGUGACGGAGGUGGAGGUGGCGGCGGACGGCUCCUGGCGACCCGCCGGGUCACAGGAGCGCUUCUUCAGCAUCGAGGAGGACAACCCGCUGGCAUCGGUG